AUGACCCCAGCCACGGCGGUUGCCGUCGCGUCGGAGGCGCCCGCGCCGGCUCCGGUCAUCGCGGGCCUCGCGGCGUCGUCCACCGGGACCGGGACCGCCGCGGCGGGCGCGAAGGUGGCGACCGAGUCGGGCGGCGGCGGGGCGGAGCGCCGGUCCCGCUUCCGGCGGAUCUGUGUCUACUUCGGCAGCGCCAAGGGGAAGAAGCCAGCUACCAGGACGCGGCCAUCCAACUCGGCAACCAGCUGGAUCAUUCCAAAAUCACUGAUGCCCAGAGAGGUAACUGGAGAACCUGUUGGCGAAGUUAGAGCCGUUUCUGGCAUGCACGAGAGGAAGGCUGAAAUGGCUCGGUUUGCCGAUGCUUUUGUUGCCUUACCAGGUGGCUAUGGAACUCUGGAGGAGUUGCUUGAGAUCAUUACUUGGGUACAACUUGGGAUCCACAAGAAGCCGGUUGGCCUUUUGAACGUUGACGGAUUCUAUGACCCUCUUCUGUCUUUCAUCGACUUGGCUGUCAACGAAGGUUUCAUCACGGAGGCAGCGAGGCACAUCAUCAUCUCAGCCCCAACAGCUAAGGAGCUAGUUAUGAAGUUGGAGGACUAUGUCCCGGAGUAUGACAUCGGCUUGGUCUGGGAGGAGCAGAAAGCCCAACAGCUUGGUCCCUGA
Molecule: messenger RNA, 660 nt
Organism: Miscanthus lutarioriparius
Lineage: Eukaryota; Viridiplantae; Streptophyta; Magnoliopsida; Poales; Poaceae
Source: the annotation of a GenBank genome assembly